Molecule: messenger RNA, 288 nt
Organism: Cotesia congregata
Lineage: Eukaryota; Metazoa; Arthropoda; Insecta; Hymenoptera; Braconidae
Source: the annotation of a GenBank genome assembly
AGAACCGUUAAACCAAAAUUAAUAUUACAUUCUUUGACCGAUGAUAAAAAGACCAUAAUUCGCCAAGCACUAUUCGCAGAUGGGUCAGAAAAAAUUAUAAAAGAACUAUUGAACGUACCAGAUGGAAAAAAAGACAGCUCAACUUCAUGUAAGAUAAUAUUUGAAGCUUCUCAGUACUCAAAUACCAAAAAAGGUGGAAAAAAAAAACGUGCAACCGCGCUAAAAGGGCCUCAAGAAGAUAAGUUAAAAGAUGACGAUAUAGAAAUACUGCUUUUAGACUGCUACUAA